Trichomycterus rosablanca is the source of this 2941-nucleotide messenger RNA. It is a transcript of the gene tm9sf5, whose product is annotated as transmembrane 9 superfamily protein member 5. The transcript has 17 exons. The record is from RefSeq and is a predicted model, not a curated record. NCBI's taxonomy places the organism in Eukaryota, Metazoa, Chordata, Actinopteri, Siluriformes, Trichomycteridae. Gene Ontology annotation, cellular component: membrane. Gene Ontology annotation, biological process: protein localization to membrane. The coding region runs from base 78 to 2027 and encodes 649 amino acids.
UUACUAUCUGUUCUCAUUCUUGUUAUUAGAGCGGCUGUGUAGUGAAGCCAAAGCUCCAGCGGUACCAACACACAACAAUGAAGCUACUGAAGCUAUGCUGUGCGUUACUGUGCAGUUUAGUUGCUGUUAGCGCGGUGUCAGCUUUCUACCUUCCGGGUUUAGCUCCGGUUAAUUUCUGCGACGAGGGAAAAACAACUUCUGACUGUCAGAAUGAGAUCCAGCUCUUUGUCAACCGGUUGGACUCUGUGGAAUCUGUCCUGCCCUACGAGUACGACGUGUUUGACUUCUGCAAAGAUGCUGAAGAAAAGAGGCCUUCAGAGAACCUUGGUCAAGUGUUAUUUGGAGAGAGAAUUGAGACAUCACCUUACAAGUUUACAUUUAGAAAAGAUGAGUCUUGCCACAGAGUGUGCACCAAAGUGUAUGACACAUCUAAACAAGAAGAUAACGUGAAGUUGGACUUUUUAAAGAGAGGCAUGGAGUUAAAUUACCAGCAUCACUGGAUUGUGGACAAUAUGCCUGUAACAUGGUGCUACGAUGUCGAGGAUGGUCAAAAGUACUGCAACCCUGGAUUUCCUAUUGGUUGCCUAGUAACCCUUGAUGGAAAGCCUAAAGAUGCUUGUGUGAUCAGUUCUGAGUUCAACAAGAAAAAUACAUACUACAUCUUCAACCAUGUGGAUAUUACCAUAACGUACCACAGCGGGGACAAAGAGAGCUGGAGUGGUGCUCGACUGGUGGCCGCUAGACUGGAGCCUAAAAGUGUGAAACACAGUGAUGAAAAUAGUCUGUGUGAAGGCCCACCCAUGGAGAUACCUGUGGAGUCUUCUAAUAAACUGAAAGUGACCUACUCGUACUCAGUCAAAUUUGAGUCCACAGAUAAGAUCAAAUGGGCUUCAAGAUGGGAUUAUAUUCUGGUUUCCAUGCCCCAUACAAAUAUCCAGUGGUUUAGCAUCAUGAACUCUUUGGUCAUCGUGCUCUUUCUCUCUGGCAUGGUGGCUAUGAUCCUUUUGAGAACAUUACACAGGGACAUUGCCAAGUACAACCAGGUGGAUCAGGAGGAUGCUCAGGAGGAGUCUGGGUGGAAGCAGGUACACGGAGAUGUGUUCAGGCCACCCAGGAUGGGCAUGCUGCUGUCUGUGUUUCUCGGGCAGGGCACACAAAUCUUCAUCAUGACCUUCAUCACGCUUUUUCUCGCUUGCUUGGGAUUUCUGUCACCGGCAAACCGUGGAGCACUUAUGACCUGUGCAGUUGUGCUGUGGGUCCUGCUGGGCACCCCUGCUGGAUAUGUAUCAGCCAGACUCUAUAAAAGUUUUGGUGGUGAAAAAUGGAAGACUAAUGUGUUACUGACAGCACUUUUGUGUCCUGGCAUUGUGUUUGCGGAUUUCUUCUUGAUGAAUCUGAUCCUUUGGGCUAAGGGCUCUUCCGCUUCCAUUCCUUUUGGUACGCUGGUAGCCAUCCUGGCCCUGUGGUUUGGUAUUUCUGUACCACUCACCUUCGUGGGAGCGUACUUUGGUUUUAAGAAAACGGUGAUUGAGCAGCCAGUGCGAACGAACCAGAUCCCACGGCAAAUCCCAGAGCAGUCUUUCUUCACCAAACCUCUCCCAGGGAUCAUCAUGGGUGGCAUUCUACCUUUCGGCUGCAUUUUCAUCCAGCUCUUUUUCAUUCUCAACAGCAUCUGGUCUCAUCAGAUGUACUACAUGUUUGGCUUCCUGUUUUUGGUGUUUAUAAUUCUCCUUAUCACCUGUUCUGAGGCUACCAUUCUGCUGUGCUACUUUCAUUUGUGCGCUGAGGAUUAUCACUGGUGGUGGAGAUCGUUUCUUACAAGUGGAUUUACUGCAGUUUAUCUGUUCGUCUAUGCUGUCCAUUAUUUCUUCUCCAAACUCCAGAUUCAAGGAGCUGCCAGCACCAUUCUUUACUUUGGCUACACCUUGAUCAUGGUUCUCAUAUUCUUCCUGUUUACAGGUACCAUUGGUUUCUUCGCAUGUUUCUGGUUUGUAAAUAAAAUCUACAGUGUGGUGAAAGUGGACUAAGAUCUAAAUCCCGGUGAAUCCCAGCCCAGCACCCCGGCCAGCGCAAGGAAACCACCAUAUUCUCUUCACUGUUCUGAUAUUGAUAGGCAAACUGGGAGACAUGAGUGGAACAUGUGCCUCUUUGUUUGGAAACUAGCAGUCUGUUUUAUAAUUCACUUUGUUUAGUUUGCACAGUGAAGAUCUUUGUGUUCAUGGUUAGCUUUGAUUGACUUGCUGGCCAGAGCGAAUAUUAGAAUUGAGCUGGACCACGUUUGCACAUUAAGAUAAAUUUUUCAGUUUUCGUUGUGGACUCCAGGAGCUGGAAGAAAGACUAAAGUGACUGUGAUCAAAAGAAUAUCCGUACACCUGUAGGAAGACUGUGUACUUCCUAAACCUGAAGCACAACUGCAUAAUGAUCCCAAGAGCAAAGACAUUGUAAUUCCUUAUAUAUAUGAAGUAUAAAUAAGUAUCUUAUGCUUUUAUAUUGAUAUCCAAAUAUGUUCAUUCCCUUUUUAAACCUGUUCUGGUGCAUGUUUAUCAUUUGAAUGUUACAACCUAGAAGUUGUAUAAAAAUGUGAUUUCAUUUGUAUUUGAUUUAUAAAAUAGCUUUAGAUGAAAGAUAAGAAGUCUGGAUAUAAUAUCAGUAGCAUUAUAAGUGUAUCUGCAGCACUAAGCGAACUUUAACAAUUCAACCAAACAAAAUGCAACAUGCACAUUAACGAUCAAUCAUCUGAUUUUACCAGCGAUUUUGAGUAUUGAAUUGCUCAUGAAAACAAGAUGAAAUAAGACAGUUAUCAAUCUGUUCUGCAUAUGAUAAAGCCAUUUAAAUUUCAGCACUGUAAUCAGGUCCACUGUUUUUUGUAUGACCGCACACACAAAAAGACAGCUUUUUAGCCUGUCUGUCUGUACAGCAUUCUAUUAAAAAUUAAUUCACA